Messenger RNA from Australozyma saopauloensis, 1431 nucleotides. RefSeq lists its product as uncharacterized. Lineage: Eukaryota; Fungi; Ascomycota; Pichiomycetes; Serinales; Metschnikowiaceae. Gene Ontology annotation, biological process: signal transduction. The record is from RefSeq and is a predicted model, not a curated record. The transcript has a single exon. Gene Ontology annotation, molecular function: protein binding. The coding region runs from base 1 to 1431 and encodes 476 amino acids.
AUGGAGAGGAAUGAUCCGUUGCUACCUUUUGCAUAUAGCACAUCCUCCAAAAAUGAAAGAUUUGCUUUGAACACUGAUCCAAGAGAGAAGUAUGUCCGAGAUCAAAAUGCUAGUAGUAUGUAUCACACCAGAAGUACGCAAAAGGACGAAGAUCAGCCAGGAGAGUCUCCUCAAUUAAGGGGCCCGGUGCUUUUAUCGGUUCCCUCGAUUAAGAGAAAGAUGGGCGAGAGCUUCACAGAGAAAGACGAUGUCAAGAGAAUGGACUAUGACUUUUUCACGGGAACACCGAAUGAUCAGGUUCAAACUGAUUCAUCAAAUGAACGGCAGACAAUCCAAUUGAUGGAACCCUUGGUAUCAGGUGGAGUAGAAGCUCGCGCUGUUGCAGAAUCUUCCUCAAUCCUUCCAAGUAGUCCUCCUGUUGUGAACCCGGUUUCCGAAUAUGACCUAUCUACACAUGAGGUGACUGUCCCAGAUUCACCGGUUCUGACACCGAAAGCAUUCAAUUUGGAGACUUCUCCUAUCAAGAGACUGCAAGUACAGAGCUCUGAGGCUGAUUUUGGCAUUGACCAGUUUAAUAGGUUCAAAUUCUCUUCUUUAGCACAAAGCUCGUCAGUGCAUCAAAGCGAGGAGCUGAGCAAUCGAAAUUUAGGAUCUAGCUUCAAUGAAGCAAGACAAAUAAUUCAAACAUCUUUUGAAAAUAUUCACACAUCCGUCUCUUUGGCCCACAUGCAACUUGAAGAUAUUCCUGACGAAAUCAAAGACUUGAACAACUUAGUAAUUUUCGAGAAUUCUGGUCAUGUCAUGAGACAGCUUUAUUUGAACAAUAAUAAUUUGAGCAUGUUGAACCCAAACUUAUUCCAAUUCACGAAAUUGAAUGUUCUCAGUUUACGUCAAAACAAACUUAUUUUUAUUCCUAGUUCUAUUGAGAACCUCGUCGAUUUGCGUGAUUUGAAUCUUAGUAUCAACGAACUACGACACUUGCCACCGCAGAUUCUUCAUUUGUCCAAGCUUCACACAUUUAGGGCUGGUCCCAAUCCAUUUGUCGAAGUUUAUGACAAUGCAACUGAAAUAGAACUGAGUGAUCUGCGAUAUGAAAAAGGAUUACGGUGGGUUUCUCCGAUAAAGAUCAAACGUGAAACUAGCCAGGUACCCACAUUGAAAGCAUUGUGUCUCAACACAAUAGCUACUUAUGAUGUGACGUACCGAGAGACUAAACAUUGGAAGAAGUCAGUCCCCAAGUUGUAUCACCCCAUAAUUGCUCUCACGAUCUCCAAAGGAAAGUUCAACGAGAGGUGUAAUGAGUGCGACCUCAUUGUUGUUGAGCCAUACGCUACCGUGUACGAAUGGUGGAAUAUUUUGCUGAACAAAAGCAUUCCAAUCAAGAGAAAGUUUUGUUCCGGUAAGUGUGUUUCUAAAUACAAUGCUGUCUGA